ACGCUGAUAGCGCUGAUGGGCGCAAGCGGAGCCGGCAAAAGUACGCUAAUGGCCGCCCUCGCCUACCGCACGCAACGUAAGUGUACCGCCAUCCAAGGAGACAUCCUAGUCAAUGGCCAUCCGAUUGGACCGUACAUGUACCGGCUUAGCGGUUUCGUCCACCAGGACGACCUGUUCGUUGGCUCGCUGACGGUGCACGAGCACCUGUACUUCAUGGCCAAGCUGAAGCUCAAUCCGCACGUCACCCACCAGGCCAUCAAGCAGAUGAUACAGGACAUACUCGAACGGAUCGGACUGGCCAGGUGCAGCCAGACGCGGAUAGGCGAGGAUGGGGACGGUAAAAUGCUCUCCGGUGGAGAGAAGAAGCGGCUCGCCUUCGCCACGGAACUGCUAACCAAACCUACCAUACUGUUCUGCGACGAGCCAACGACGGGACUGGACUCUUUCAGUGCGCAGGCGCUAGUUUCAACCCUGCAGCAGCUGGCCAAGCGUGGCACCGCCGUUAUUUGCACCAUUCACCAGCCCUCCAGCCAGCUCUUCUCGAUGUUCGACCAGGUGAUGCUGCUUACCGAGGGUCGCGUAGCGUACGCUGGUAAGCCGAACGAUGCGCUACAGUUUUUCUCCCAACACGGCUACACCUGCCCGGCCAACUACAACCCGGCAGAGUUUUUGAUCAGCGUACUGGCGACGGCCCCAGGCUUCGAGAAGUCGUCCCAGCGCGCUGCUCAUCGACUGUGCGAUCUGUUUGCGGUCAGCGAAGCCGCCAGCCAGCGCGACGUGCUCAUCAACCUGGAGGUGCAUAUGGCCGAGAGCGGCAAGUUUUGCAUCACCAACGAGCAAAACCGAUACGGACGCUCGCACUGGUUCCACACAACCCUGUGGCUUACAUACCGCUCGUUUCUGACCGUCGUGCGCGACCCAACUGUACAAUAUUUGCGGCUAUUGCAGAAGAUUGCUAUAGCGUUCAUGGCGGGACUUUGCUUUUCCGGUGCAAUAGACACAACGCAGCUCGGCGUGCAAGCCGUGCAGGGCAUGCUCUUCAUCCUCAUAUCGGAAAACACCUUUACACCAAUGUACUCAGUGCUGUCCGUGUUUCCCUCGACCUUUCCGCUGUUCAUGCGCGAAACCAAGAAUGGGCUCUACCGCACGUCGCAGUACUAUGUCGCAAACGCAGUCGCCAUGCUACCGGGGCUCAUACUGGAGCCAUUGGUGUUUGUCCUCAUCGCGUACUGGUUGGCCGAGCUGCGCCCAACGCUGUAUGCCUUCCUGGUGACUGCGCUGUCUAUCGUGCUGGUGAUGAACAUUUCCACUGCCUGCGGAUGUUUCUUCUCCGCCGCCUUCAACUCGUUGCCACGAGCGAUGGCCUAUCUCGUACCGUUCGAUUACAUACUCAUGAUCACAUCGGGUGUCUUCAUCCAUCUGAGCGCGAUGCCACUUGCCAUCCGUUGGUUACCAUACAUCUCCUGGAUGAUGUACGCCAACGAGGCGAUGUCCAUUGUACAAUGGGAUGGGGUGGCGAAUCUGACCUGUUCCGCCGAGAACCUAGAACUGCCUUGUCUGAAAUCAGGCACUGAGGUCCUAGAGCACUACAGCUUCGAUGCUGCACACUUAUGGGCAGAUUUUUGUGCAAUGAUUUUACUCUACUUUUGCUUCCACGUGCUGGGAUACGUAUUUCUUCGGCGCAAAACUAAAUGUUAGGCAAUGGACGG
Messenger RNA from Anopheles coustani, 1709 nucleotides. It is a transcript of the gene st, whose product is annotated as protein scarlet. Gene Ontology annotation, cellular component: plasma membrane. Gene Ontology annotation, molecular function: ATP binding; ABC-type transporter activity; ATP hydrolysis activity. NCBI's taxonomy places the organism in Eukaryota, Metazoa, Arthropoda, Insecta, Diptera, Culicidae. The coding region runs from base 16 to 1698 and encodes 560 amino acids. The transcript has 4 exons. The record is from RefSeq and is a predicted model, not a curated record.